UGCAACGCUGUUCGAGCGCAAAUUUUUCGUUUCAUUUAAUUGAUGUUACUUGCUAACUGAUUAUUAUUUUUGAUUUAUUAUUAAGUAUGAAGUUUGAACUCAAUCUUACGAUUGUUUUUUAAAUUAAGAUCGCCAAACAUUGUGAACGACUGAAGUGGAGAAUUACAUGUAAUCAAGUAGAAAAGUUCGUUGAGAAAAACAGUUGUAUCUUCAAUCUUCUUGAAAGGGUCACAUAAUAAUCUGAUAAAGAUGUGGAAUGACAUGUCUGGAAGAAAGGGAAAGAAUUCUUCAAUUUAUAAAAAAGCUUAUCAGAAUAAAACAAGAGUUGACUGGAAGUUGUUGAAUAAAGAAACUUUUUUGGCGCAUUUGCAAAAUAGAGAAAAAAAUACGCCUCUUCACCUUGCAGUUCAUCGUGGAAAUAAACCCAUGAUCCGGGAAUUAUUACAACAUCCGAAUAUUAUCGAAGUUGAAAAUAAAUAUGGAAACAGAGCCCUGCACAUAGCUGCCAUGUGUGGAAAGCUAAGCGUCUUACAGAUGAUCUUAGCCAAGAAUGCAAAUCUUUAUGCGAAGAACAAGUUGGGGUGUUCUGCUCUUUACAUUGCUGCAGAUCAUCAGCGCUAUGAAAAUUUAGAGCUUCUCCUUGAGUAUGGUGCAAAUGUAAAUGAUAAAGCUAAGAAGUGUUUUAAUGAUACAGCAUUACAUAAGGCAGUACGUGGUGAAAAUAAAGAAAUAGUGCUGGCGUUGUUGAUGUAUGGUGCAGAUCCUGAAAUGGAAAAUGAUUAUGGAAAUUCGCCCAUUUUUCUUGCAUUUUCUUACCCACACAUUUCUUUACAUGAAAUGUUACCUAGUGACCAGAAUAUUUUAAAAGUGCUUAUAGCUUUCUGUAUGCUUUGGGAUAUUCAGGAGUGGAAAGCUUCAUGUUUUACUGACAGUUUUGCUAGCAGCUUCAAGCCCUUCACCAUUCAAUGUGAAGAAGAAAUUAAAAGAGCAAAACUGUUAAUCUUAGGAAACUCAGGGCUCUCCUACUAUGAUGUUUUGAAAUGUAAUAUAAAAGAAAUUGCUUUUUUAUUAAGAAAACAAUGGAUGAAGGUUAUCUUAAGGUCUAAGCUAAACUUAGAAAUUUUCCCAAUAUAUUCGGAAAUGUAUGAUUUCAAAAUAAAUGCGGGCAUAAAGUGUGAGUACUUGGUUAAGGAAAGUAGCGAAUGCUUACAAACUCUUUUGAAAGAUUACCUUUUGUUACCAGAUCUUAUAGCUAAAAAUAUAGUAUCCUAUCUAGAUAUUGGAGAUCUUAGAAAUCUUACAUGUCUUUGAAUUAAUUGGUUGACUUUGAAUUUUGAUUUAUUCAAAUAAGCUUGUUAAAAUAUCAUAAACAUGUUAGUGUUAUUUUUUCAUUUUUUAAUGAUGUAUUUUAUGUAAUGUUAUACAUAAUUUUUCUACAACCUAUAACUAUUAAAACAUUUUCUU
Molecule: messenger RNA, 1464 nt
Organism: Uloborus diversus
Lineage: Eukaryota; Metazoa; Arthropoda; Arachnida; Araneae; Uloboridae
Product: 26S proteasome non-ATPase regulatory subunit 10-like
Exons: 1
Coding region: 250-1311 (353 amino acids)
Molecular function (GO): protein binding
Source: RefSeq, a predicted model, not a curated record